AUAUCAAGCCUAUCGAUUUCGUAUUCAGUGAUAUCGAUAGCCGUGUGAUAAGUUUAUGCCACGUCUUUUACGUUCUUCAGAUUUGUAUUAAUAAGUAGUGAAAUAGAUAAAUUAAAAAUGGCACCCCAACAGAAGGGAAAACAGGGCACCAAGGGCGCAAAACAAAUCGUAGAAGAGAACAAAACAACAUUGACUUUCUAUAGGAACAUGGCUAUUGGAUGCGCUGUACCCGCCGUAUUACUAAGCUUUCUGGUUUUUGAAGUUACAAAACUCACAGUGUUCAUGCUGGCUGUAUCGCUGCUAACCUUAGGAGCCGCUUACCAAUUUAUGGUAUUCAUGUCGCGGGCAAAGUACUCAGAGAGCGGCGCACUUUUGGACUCUGGCAAUGAUUUAAAUAUGGAAGGGGGCAUUGCAGAAAAUGUUAAGGAUUUGAUCAUACUUACCUCUGGCACGCUUCUAUUGGCUUUGAUUUCCAACUACUUUUGGCUGGUGCUGCUGCUGGCGCCCAUCCGCGCCGUUUGGAUGCUCUGGGGCACUGUUAUACAGCCCUGGCUAUCGCAGCGCAAUGCCGCCGAGGAACAGCCCGAAGUGGAUGAGAAGAAACAGCGUAAAUUAGAUCGCAAAAUGCGUCGCAUGAGAUAAAAGCAGCUAGAGAUUUCUCCUCUCCUUUGAGGCUGCCCAAUAAGUUACAUAUACUUUUUAAAUGAGAUUUUACGCUUAGUUAACUUGGUCAUUAAUUAGAGGCCAAAGUGAAAACAAAAUAUGUGCGGGUAUUCCAAAUUUGUUUCUGGUUUUUUUUUACAUUAAAUCGAGACAAA
Molecule: messenger RNA, 818 nt
Organism: Drosophila hydei
Lineage: Eukaryota; Metazoa; Arthropoda; Insecta; Diptera; Drosophilidae
Product: transmembrane protein 208
Exons: 4
Coding region: 118-642 (174 amino acids)
Biological process (GO): vacuolar protein processing
Cellular component (GO): intracellular membrane-bounded organelle
Source: RefSeq, a predicted model, not a curated record